AUGGCAGACGCUAUGUCAUCAACAACAUUAUGGCAGAACAGAAAAUGCCUUGUACUGUGCUGUAUCGUGUCAAUGGCUAAUAUGCAAUACGGCUUUGAUCUAGCCGCUGUUGGUUCAUUACAAGCCAUGCCGGGUUUUCUUGAAGUAUUUGGAUAUCGUGACCCAAACAGUGACACGGGAUAUGCGAUUGAUAGCACCGUUCAACAGCUCAUAACAUCACUAUUAACCCUAGGAUCUUUUGCUUCUUCGUUAGUGGCAGGGUUCUUCUCGGCUUACCUAGGCCGCCGCCAUGCGCUCUGGCUUGCCUGUGUUGUCAAUGCCGUCGGAGUUGGAAUCCAAAUCGGAACUACAUCUGCAGGUGUAUUAUACUUCGGCCGCCUGCUAUUGGGAUUCGCGAAUGGAUUCCUCGUUACAUUUUCGAAUAUCUAUACUUCCGAAGUAGCACCUGCUCACAUGCGUGGAAUCAUGGUUGCCCUGUUCUCAUACUGGGUGAAUAUAGGAAGCAUCCUGGGCGCCUUGGUGGACAACUAUACUCAGAAGCGACUCGAUCGACUUUCUUACCAGAUCCCAUUGGCAUGCCUUUACAUUGUUCCAACCUUGUUAUUCGUUGCAUUGUUUUUUGUCCCGGAAAGUCCUAGAUGGUUACUUCAUCGGGGAGAUGAGCAGGCAGCUAGAAAAUCGCUGGAAAUCCUUCGGGGCACUGCUUCCUCGGGCUCAUCUGACAGGGACAGUGGAAAUGACAAUGGCAGCAGCGGUAGUACAACCAUGGCUCUAUCAAUAUUGGAGCUAGAGUGGGCGGAGAUGGUCAAGGGUGUAGAAGAGGAAAAGCGCGAAGAAGGAAAUGUAGCGGCGCUGGAUAUGUUCCGAGGUGUCGAUCUUCGCCGAACAAUCCUUUGCUACUGUAUGAUCGGCUGUCAAACUGCAUCGGGUGUGUGGUUCCUCAUAGGCUACCAAACAUAUUUCUUCACAGUUUGUGGUAUCACUAAAGCCUUCCAAUUUUCCAUAAUGAACACCUGCUUUGGAUUUUUAGGGGUUAAUUUUGGACUGUACGCCAUCCGAGAAUUGUUCGGGCGUCGCUCAGUUCUUAUGAUCGGUGCCAUCGCAUGCGGUCUUUGUCAACUAGCAAGUGCGAUUGCCGGUACAGUGAGCCCCAAUACGCUUCCAACGGGCAGAACACUGGUGGCAUUUACGGCAUUGUUCAUGUUCUUUUAUAACGGCUGCGUCGGGGCUGUGAGUUACCCUGUUGCGACAGAGUUAGUCAGUUCGAGACUCCGUGCGUGGACUGUUGGUACGGCUACUUCGCUGGGAUAUCUGCUUGCUUGGUUGGUAAACUUUUGCACCCCUUAUUUUAUCAAUCCAGAGCAUAUGAACUGGGGAGCUCAAUAUGGAUAUAUCUGGGCUGGAUCGAAUCUUGUCUGCGUCAUCUUCUUCUAUUUUUUCAUGCCGGAAAUGAAAGGUCGUUCUUUGGAAGAGCUGGAUGAGAUAUUUGCUGCACGGGUUCCAGCGCGCAACUUCAAGUCGUACCAGUGCCUGAUUCGGGAGGCAGCUAGAAUAGAGGCUGUCGGUCUGAAAAUCGGUCAUGAUGACGUGAACUGA
This is a messenger RNA of Penicillium odoratum, 1596 nucleotides long. RefSeq lists its product as uncharacterized. Gene Ontology annotation, cellular component: membrane. Gene Ontology annotation, molecular function: carbohydrate:proton symporter activity. The coding region runs from base 1 to 1596 and encodes 531 amino acids. The transcript is spliced from 4 exons. The record is from RefSeq and is a predicted model, not a curated record. Lineage: Eukaryota; Fungi; Ascomycota; Eurotiomycetes; Eurotiales; Aspergillaceae. Gene Ontology annotation, biological process: transmembrane transport; carbohydrate transport.